Hydractinia symbiolongicarpus is the source of this 3356-nucleotide messenger RNA. Its product is annotated as kanadaptin-like. Gene Ontology annotation, molecular function: mRNA binding; protein binding. The coding region runs from base 234 to 2303 and encodes 689 amino acids. Lineage: Eukaryota; Metazoa; Cnidaria; Hydrozoa; Anthoathecata; Hydractiniidae. The record is from RefSeq and is a predicted model, not a curated record. The transcript is spliced from 17 exons.
GUGUAAUGAGAAAGACUAUCCUAAAAGGUUUCCUUGUUGCAGAAGUACUUGCUGUUAUUGGUAGCUAUCGUGUUUGGCAUUCUAUGAACACAAGCCAAGGUUUGAAAAUAGUAUCGUCAUUGGAUGCACAUAAAUCAUCCAUCAGUAUUAGCAGGCUUUUACAAAAGUGCAGAUUUGGUUGGUUACGGUGAAAUAAAAGAGAAGGAUUACACAGCCUGGAAUGUAAAAUAGUCAUGAUGGAUGUAGAAGAAGAUACAAAAUGUUUAGAUAAUAAUGUGAAAAAUAUGGUUAAAGGAGAGACAGAAGCCGAUAAAAAUCCAAGUUCUCAGGGACCAGAAAAAAGUGAUGUAUUCUUGAUACCUGAAGAAUCAAUUGUUGGCAACAGAGAAGCAAAAAACAAAGAAGAAGAUCAGUUUGCAAUACCAUCUCUUCCUGUUUAUAAGUUUGUGAAACCACAAUCCAAGUCAAUUGCAAAUAAUUCUAAUAAAAUUGAAGUGGAUAAAACUGAUUCGGUCGAUAAGCAGACAAAAUCAAUAACAGAAAAUAUAUGUGUGGAAAAAAAAGAUAGUAAAGAAAGUAAAGACAUUAAUAACCCUGGGUUGCAGUACACAGAGCCUGCCUGGGCUGGACCACCUGAUAAUGAAAAUAAAUAUGCCUUGACAGUGUUAAAAGAUGGUGUUGUCAAGGAUAACAUAGAUCUAUCAAGAAAAUCUUUGUUGACAUUUGGACGAUUGGAUGAUUGUGAUGUGUUAGUUGAACAUCCGUCCUGUUCUAGAUUUCAUGCAUUAUUGCAGUAUUGUGUAAUUGAAAAGGAUAAAAGGAAGAAGGGUUAUUAUUUAUUUGAUUUGGGUAGUACACAUGGAACCUAUUUGAACAAGGAAAAGCUUCGACCAAAAGUGUACACUAGAAUAAGAGUUGGUUACCAGAUAAAAUUUGGAGGAAGCACAAGACUAUAUAUUGUUGAGGGUCCAGAAGAAGAUCAAGAAGAAGAAGUAGAUUUGGAUGCGCUUCGAGAGAAGCGUAGACAAUAUGAGCAACUACAAAUGGAGAAAAAACACAAACUGAAACAAAAAAAUAAACCCAACAAAGGUGCUGCUUCUGGCAACAAGGAAAUUGAAAAAGAUGGUGAAGAUAAUAAUGAUGAUAAAGAAGACGAUGGAGCAACAUGGGGAUUUGGUGAGGAUGCACAAGAUGAAGGCUUGGACUUGAAAGAAUUGUUUGAAAAGAAAAAAAAUAUUGAAGUGAAAGAUCCCAAGAAAUCUUUAAGAGGUUUCUUUGAAAGGGAGGGUAUUGAAUUUGAAUAUGAGAUGUCGGAACGUGGAAGUGGUACUAGAACAACCCAUUUAGCUCAAGUAAGACUUCCAAUUGAGACAUCAGAAGGGAGUGAAGUUGUUGCAGAGGGAAGUGGGACGACUAAAAAAGAUGCUGUUUUAGCAUGCGCUACAGAAGCUUGUCGAUUAAUACAGGCUUAUGACAUGCUGCAAAAUCAGUGCCGAGAAGAUCAACGUGUGAAGCGUCAGCGUGAACUUGAGGCGAAUGAUUUUUAUGACUCAGAUGACGAUUCCUAUUUAGACAGAACGGGAUCAAUUGAAAAGAAAAGAUUGCAGAGGAAAGUUCGUGCUGGCCAGAAAGAAGAAAAACAAAAAGUAGAUACCCAUGAUUCUCUAAAAGAGAAAUUAAAAACUGCUGAGGAAGAAAUGGAAAGCCUGGAAAAGAAAUUACAAUUAGCUAAAGCAGCUGAAGAUGCGGCAGGCGAUGGCGACAGUUUGGAUGCAUACAUGUCUACAAUGAAACAUAGUAUGGAUAACUCCACCAAGUUAAAAGUACGACGACAACUUGUGGAAUUAAAAAAGGAAAUCACGAAUCUGAAGAAUUUGGUUGAAAAAACAAAGCCUGCUCUCCUGCCUGCUCUAAUUAACAAUACGACGUCUAAAGUUCAAGUUACACCCUUUCUUCGAACAGAUAUAACAUCUUUGAAGCAAGGUGGGCAUUCCCUGACAACAAAAAUAAAAGAACCUAUAAAUGGUAACUUAACUAUUUCCAAACAGGAUAACCCAGCAGAAAAAUCGGGAAAACAAGAUGAAAACAAAGAAGUGAAAAACUCAACUACAGAAGACAAUCACUUGGAACCUCCAUCCAAGAAAAAGAAAAAAAAGAAGAAGCGAGUAUACGGUGCGCCUAUGGAGCAAGAUACUAGUGAUGAGAUGCGAACGGGAGGAGAAAAAGAUUUUGUGGAGUGGAUGCCACCAGAAAAUCAAACAGGUGAUGGAAGGACAGCCUUGAAUGACAAGUUAGGCUACUAAUAAUACUAUCCUUAGAUGUGAUCUCAAGUGCUGGUGAAUGAUGGACUAAUAGACUUUAGUAGAACGAUCCCGUGAAUCCAAACCGGAUUAGCCAAGAUUACGAACAAAAUGAAAUCGUCAUUAAUCGUACAAAAGAACAAAUACCGUAUGAUUAAUCCCUUGUUGAAUUAACCUGACGUUAUCUGAUCAUCUUUGAAAUUCUAUUAAAACAGAAAGAAAGUUUAUUACACGUACAAUUAUCACGCUAUGGUUACUGCAUGACGCAAGAAUUUUGUGUGUUGUUAUUGUAUGACUGUUGUAAACAUCUCGAAAAAAACAAUAUACGUUAUCUAGUUAUAUUUUUUUAAAUUGGACCACGUUAAGAAGCGGCCAUGUGUAAAAAAGAAAUUUUAGACAAGCGCCCUUAUCUUGGACAAAAGGGAGUAAUUAUUCGGAAAAGCAUUCAGUAAAACUGCGGAUGUAAGUCUAGGGAUUUAGAUUUAGAUUUUGGAGGGAUAGUAACUGAAUGGAGGGAUAGUAACUGAAUGGAGGGAUAGUAACUGAAUGGAGGGAUAGUAACUGAAUGGAGGGAUAGUAACUGAAUGGAGGGAUAGUACACGCAACAAUAUUUGCGUUGAUAAUCAACUUAAUGAAUAGAGUAUCAGCAACAAUAAUAAAUCCUGAAAGUAAUCAAGCCCGUAUAAAAAUCGGUUAUCGCACAUAUUUCGGGUUUCUCCCAUUUGUGGAAUGAUGGUACAAAGUAGCGAUGCGGUUACUAUUUUGAACAUAGAUGACAGGUAUUGUUACUGUAAAGAAAUCCGUCCGUUGUGCAUAUGACACAAUUGCUGUUUCUUGCAAAAAAAGUCGCGCGAAAAUACUAACUUCUUAUUUCGUUGCAUGAAGAAUUGAUGGUCGCGGAAUUCUUUCAUUUCAACGGAUAUGCGAAAAAAUCGACUGCACAAAAACUGACUAGAUUUAAGAUUGUAAAUAAUCAAAAAAAUAAUAGGUAUGCGUAAACCCAAUAUAGCUAAACUUGUAAACGCCAAUACACCUUUCCCGAGACCAUGAGUCAUA